UUGUAUAUUCGCCUUACAUUAAUGGUUCGAAAAUUAAAAUAUCACGAGAAAAAGUUAUUGAAAAAAGUUGAUUUUAUAUCCUGGGAAUGUGAUAAUAAUAUACAUGAAUUAAAAAUAAUGAAAAGAUAUGGUGUCAGAAGUAGAGAGGAUUAUACUAAAUAUAAUUUAUUGUCUCGCGAAAUUCGAGAUUUAGCCAGAAAAUUUAACGACUUAAACGAUGAUGAUCCCUUAAAAAUUAAUGGGACUGCUCAAUUAUUAGAUAAAUUAUAUGAAAUGGGUUUGAUCUCACAUAAAUCCACAUUGGAAGUAGCAAAUAAAAUUACUGCUUCAUCCUUCUGUAGGAGAAGGCUGCCUUGCAUGAUGGUUAAAAACAAAAUGUCAGAAAGAGUGAAAGUUUCUACCCAAUUUAUUGAACAAGGACAUGUUAGAAUUGGAACAGAGCUCAUUUUGGACCCUGCAUAUUUUGUUACAAGGAGUAUGGAAGAUUAUGUAACAUGGGUGGAUUCCUCUAAGAUAAAACAACACAUUUUAGAGUACAAUGAUAUGAAAGAUGAUUUUGAAGGCGUAUGAAGAAGCUGUUAUAAUUCCUUUUAUUGUACAUUACACACAAUAUGGAUACUAUAUAUAAUCAUGUUAGAUUUAAUAAACGAGCCACGGUUACCAAUAAAUUUUUAUCGACAUUCAUUCACGAUGACAAUGGUAUAAAUGCAUAGUGUUAUGUAAGCCAGUCGCGUCUUUAGGGAAAUCAAUUUGAACAAUCUAAAAGAAUUUUUUUUUAGAACGUCUAAAUGAUAAGAUAUAAAGAUUUA
Molecule: messenger RNA, 809 nt
Organism: Gordionus sp. m RMFG-2023
Lineage: Eukaryota; Metazoa; Nematomorpha; Gordioida; Chordodea; Parachordodidae
Product: U3 small nucleolar ribonucleoprotein protein IMP3-like
Exons: 7
Coding region: 22-570 (182 amino acids)
Biological process (GO): ribosomal small subunit biogenesis; rRNA processing
Cellular component (GO): Mpp10 complex; small-subunit processome; small ribosomal subunit
Molecular function (GO): snoRNA binding; structural constituent of ribosome; rRNA binding
Source: RefSeq, a predicted model, not a curated record